CGGCUCGGCGCUGACUCCGCCGCACGCUGCAGCCGCGGCUGGAAGAUGGCGGGGAACGACUGCGGCGCGCUGCUGGACGAAGAGCUCUCCUCCUUCUUCCUCAACUAUCUCGCCGACACGCAGGGUGGGGGGUCUGGGGAGGAGCAACUCUGCGCUGACUUUCCGGAGCUCGACCUCUCCCAGCUGGACGCCAGCGACUUUGACUCCGCUACCUGCUUUGAGGAGCUGCAGUGGUACCCAGAGAACUCCGAGACUGAACCCAGCCAGUACAGCCCCGACGACUCGGAGCUCUUCCAGAUAAUCGACGGUGAGAAUGAGGCCCUCCUGGCAGCGCUCACGAAGACCCUGGAUGACAUCCCCGAAGAUGACGUGGGUCUGGCCGCCUUCCCAGCCCUGGAUGAUGGAGACGCACCUUCCUGCACUUCUGCUUCUCCUACCCCUUCACCUGCGCCCCCCAGCCCCUCCCUGGAGAGGCCCCUCGCCCCAGCCCCUGAGGUGGACGAGCUCUCGCUGCUGCAGAAACUCCUCCUCGCCACAUCGUACCCAACCUCAGCCUCCGACACCCAGAAGGAAGGGACCAUCUGGCGCCAGGCAAGCCUCAGGUCCAAAAGUCAGCGGCCUUGUGUCAAGAUGGACAGCACCCAAGACAAGAAGACCCCCACGCCACAGUCUCAGAGCCGGAGUUGCUCAGAACUGCAUAAGCACCUCACCUCGGUGCCAUCCUGUCUCCGGGCUAAAGCCCGCUCCCCAGAUCGAGGUCUGUGGCCAUCACUACCCCUGAGUCCCCGGCUUCCUGCCAAAGAGGAUGAGGAGGUGGGCGAAGACUGCUUGAGCCCCCAGCUGGCUCCAGCCUCUCCCAGGGACUCCCCAGCACCAGGCAGGGCUGGCCUCGGCACCCAGGUUUCCCAGGAGGACAUGCAGGCCAUGGUGCAGCUCAUUCGCUACAUGCACACCUACUGCCUCCCCCAGAGGAAGCUGCCCGCACAGGCCCCAGAGCCAGCCCCCCAGCCCUGCAGCAGCCCCUCCAAGCAGGUCAGACCCCGGCCUCGGCCCCAGCACCCUUCCAAAGCCACCUGGGCUGAGUUCUCUAUCCUGAGGGAACUUCUGGCUCAAGAUGUCCUCUGUGAUGUCAGCAAACCCUACCGCCUGGCCACACCUGUCUACGCCUCCCUCACGCCCCGGCCACGGCCCAGGCCCAAAGACAGCCAGGCCUCCCCAGGCCACCCAUCCCCUGUGGAGAAGGUGAGGGUCUCGGCUUCUCCCAAGAGCUCGGGGCCCAGACCCAGCUUGCGCCCGCUGCGGCUGGAAGUGAAAGGGCACAUCGGCCGGUCGACCAGGCUGCAGCCAGAGGAGGAAGAGGAGGAGGAAGAGGAGGAGGAGGAAGAAGAAAAAGAGGAGGAGGAGGAGGAGUGGGGCCAGAAAAGGCUAGGCCGAGGCCUGCCGUGGACCAAGCUGGGGAAGAAGCAGGAGAGCUCUGUGUGCCCUGUGCGGCGUUCAAGGAGACUGAACCCUGAGCUGGGCCCCUGGCUCACGUUCACCGAUGAGCCGCUGGUCCCUGAGGAGCCCCGAGGGGCUCUGCCCUCACUGUGUCUGGCUCCCAAGGACAUGGACAGGGAGCUGGGCAGCCCCACGGAUGAGGACAGUGGCCAAGACCAGCAGCUUCUACGGGGACCCCAGAUCCCAGCUCUGGAGAGCCCCUGUGAGAGCGGGUGUGGGGACACGGAUGAGGACCCCAGCUGCCCGCGGAUCCCUUCCAGAGACUCUCCCCGGUGCCUCAUGCUGGCCUUGUCACAAAGCCCCACCGGUGACCCCCCUUUUGGCAAGAAGAGUUUCGAGCAGACCUUGACGGUGGAGCUCUGUGGCACGGCAGGACUCACGCCACCCACCACACCUCCGUACAAGCCCACAGAGGAGGACCCCUUCAAGCCGGACAUCAAGCGCAGCCCAGGCAAAGACAUAGCUCCCAGCCGCCUCGCCCCAGAGGGCCUCCAGCUUGGGGCCGUCACAGGGGCCGCCCACAAGCUGCCAAAGAAGCAUCCAGAGCGGAGCGAGCUCCUGUCCCACCUGCAGCAUGCCACAGCCCAGCCAGCCUCCCAGGCUGGUCAGAAGCGCCCCUUCUCCUGUUCCUUUGGAGACCACGACUACUGCCAGGUGCUCAAGCCGGAAGGCGCCCUGCAGAGGAAGGUGCUGAGGUCCUGGGAGCCGUCUGGGGUCCACCUUGAGGACUGGCCCCAGCGAGGUGCCCCACGGGCUGAGGCACAGGCCUCUGACAGGGUGGAAGACAGAAGCUGUGACGUCAGUGCCCCCAGCAGGGACAGUACGCUGCUGAGAGACCACGAGAUCCGCGCCAGCCUCACCAAGCACUUUGGGCUCCUGGAGACAGCCUUGGAGGACGAAGACUUGGCCUCCUGCAAGAGCCCUGAAUAUGACACUGUCUUUGAGGACAGCAGUAGCAGCAGUGGCGAGAGCAGCUUCCUCCUGGAGGAAGAGGACGACGAGGAGGAGGAUGACGAUGAAGAAGAGGACUCAGGGGUCAGUCCCCCUCGCUCUGAGCACUGCCCCUACCAGAGCCCACCAAGCAAGGCCAGUCAGCAGCUCUGUUCCCGCAGCCGCUCCAGCUCCGGCUCCUCAUCCUGCCGCUCCCGGUCACCAGCCACACGAAGGACCUUCAGAUGUGGGAGCAGAGGGUCGUGUUCAGACGGAACGCCAAGCGUCCGGCACGCCAGGAAGCGGCGGGAAAAGGCCAUUGGCGAAGGCCGCGUGGUGUAUAUUCGAAAUCUCUCCAGCGACAUGAGCUCCCACGAGCUGAAGAGACGCUUCGAAGUGUUUGGCGAGAUUGUGGAGUGCCAGGUGCUGACGAGAAGCAAGAGAGGCGACAAGUGCGGCUUCAUCACCUACCGGUGUUCCGAGCACGCCGCCCUCUCCCUGCGGGACGGCGCCGCCCUGCGGACGCGCGGCGAGCCGUCCUUCCAGCUGAGCUGCGGGGCGCUCCCGCACUUCUGCUGGCCCCGCCACGCCGACUACGAUUCUAAUUCAGAAGAGGCCCUGCCUGCGUCAGUGAAAACCAAGUAUGAAGCCAUGGAUUUUGACAGCUUACUGAAGGAGGCCCAGCAGAGCCUGCACUGAUAACAGCCUUAACCUUCGAGGAAUACCUCAAUACCUCAGACAAGGCCCUUCCAAUAUGUUUACGUUUUCAAAGAAAUUAAGUAUAUGAGAAGGAGAGAGAGCGCGCGUGAGAGAGAGAAAGAGAGAGACUCGGAACUGCUGUCCUUUUUUAAAAAAAAAAAAUCAAUGUUUACAUUGAACAAAGCUGCUUCUGUCUGUGAGUUUCCAUGGUGUUGACGUUCCACUGCCACGUUAGUGUCCUCGCUUCCUACGGGUUGUCCUGGCUGGGCUCCAGACGCGGGGUCCGUCACCCACCUCCCCUUCCUCCCCGACCGACGUCCCCUUGUAGACGUGCAGCUGUGUUCACCAUAACAUUUCUUGUCUGUAGUGUGUGAUGAUGAAAUUGUUACUCGUGAAUAGAAUCAGGAUUAUAAACUCAUUUCUAAUUGAAGAAAAAAAAGUAUAUCUUUAAAAUAACGUAUUUAUGGCUCAGAUGUACUGUACCUGGGAUUAUUGUAUCGCUUCCUUGGUUUUUUAACUAUGCACUGUUGUGAGGUGUUUGCCACUGAGCUGCACUGCUCCCUUUGCCAGAGUGCCCCAGAGGUGCUGGGUAGCCGGAAGGCUGGUGGCCGGGGAGGCGCGGCGUGCAGCCACGACCAGGAGCAGUGCAGAGAGGUUUCCUGCCUCUUCUGCCAAGCCCUGCCUUGUCUGUCACAGAGCAAGUUUGGGUCCAUUUCUAAUCAGAGCCCUUAUCUGGUGCCCAGCUCAAACUUUAGAGUUUAUGCCUGGCUGUUCAUGUUUGGAUGCUCUCGGACCUUGGAAGGAAGGUGUAUUAUUCCUGUUUUCCAGGCGAGGCAGAGAGUACCCCAAGAGGCAGUGACUUGCCCAAGGUCCCACGGCCAGUGAGACUACAGAGCAGCAGUCCAGCCCAGGCUUCCUGACUCCUGGUCCCAUUCUCCUGCAGUACCUGGGGUCACGAGGCGAAGUUGUAGGGACCAGUAGCAGUGGGUUCAGCUAAAAUGGACAACAGGCUAGACGCGUAUGGGCUCAUUUGGGGGGUAAGUCAACAGCUGACUUACCAGCAUUGGGUGAGUUCAGGCUCUGGCACCAGUCUUGACCCAAGGGAUCAUGUGAUUUGCCUACACCUGUGGACACACCAUCAGAGCUUCAGUGACACACCUGGAGUGACAUGGAGAGGUGAUCUGGGAGCAUCAUCCUUUUUGGGCCAGCCAUCAACCCAUCCCUGCUCCUUCAUCUUGACUUCCCUUUUCCUCACCUAUAAAGCUGUUUUGGUGGCAUGCGGCAGGGGGGCAGGAAGUGGGUGUGAGAGAUGGGGAUGGAUAAGACAAUCUCUAAGCUCCUUUCUGACUUAGAAAACAUUCUCAUUGGGCUUUACUUUAACAUUGUGAUCUUGACUGAUGUCAAAGCCACGUCCAGCUUGGAUGUUCUGCGGGUGCCUUGAGGGCCAUUCAUGAGGGAGAGCAUGGCCAGGCAGGGUAAGAGCACACUGCUUCUGCUUCAGACAGAGCAGCUCCAACUUGAUUUCUUUCACACAUCAGGGUUCCUUGGGAAAUUUUUGUAUUUAAGAGAAAAGAAAGGGAAAGGAAAGAAAAAAGGUUCUGCUGCUUUAAAGAAAAAGUUUGAACUUGACUCAUUAAACAGGCUGAUUUAAUAUAUUAAUGCCAGGCCUACUUCUUUGAGAAUUGGUAGUUAUGGUUUUUUUGAGGGGUUUCUUUUUAUUUUUUAUUUUUUUUAUUUUUUUAUCUUUUAAAGAUUAUCAAAUACCUCAGCAGGUUAACUGGGGUGAUGAACCUCUCCUGAGAGGUAAGCAUACUCCAAGCCCAUGGAGAAGGCUGGAGGAGACAGGCAUUACAGGCAUUAGAAGGAACAGGGAAUUUGAGCUCCUAUGUUUCAAGUUAUUUGCCCUCUCUGGGCCCCAAUUUUCUUUUCUAUGAAAUGGACUGUGGGGGAGAAUUAGGCGAGCUAAUCUCUAAGGUCCCUGCCAGCUCUGAUAGUCUUAGCUUCUGCUGAGGUGGUAUCUAGCUCAAGAUGGCAAAUACAUGGCACAUGUGCCACUACUCCCACAUCCUUGGCCAGUGGCAGGCAUAACCAAUCGAUCACAGCACUCAUGUUCUUUGAGCUUGCUCAUGCUAUUACAAUCCUCAACACAGUGCUCUGAGCAGCCAUUAGUAAUUGAUUAGAGUUUGACACCCUGGUCUAAUCUUUGAAAGGUUUCUGUCAUACAGAACCAGAUGGUGUCUGGGUUUCAUUCUGGCCCAUCCCUGUCUGUCAUGUCCUGAUCUAUGAGAAAAAAGUUGCCCUAAAGCCAUUCCUUGGCACAAGACUCCCAGUACUGCUGUGACACACAAUCCCACUUGGGGGUGGGGGCCAAGUGGAAGAGUGGACAUGAACAUGCCUGGCGAAGGCAGGGCUUAUAAGGAUGGACCAAAAAGGGGACUUUCCACAGCACAGACCUGAACAUUCUAAAUUCCUUUUAUAGCUAUUCACUGCCUAGCACACUGUAGGCAUACAAUAAGUGGUUAUGGAAUUGAAUGGCAUGGAAUAGAAUUUAAAUCCAUCUGAUGCCUCCCCUAAGUCCUGAUUUGCACCAAGUAAACUGAGAGUUCAUCCUGUGGAAACCAAUAGGAAAGAACUCUACAUUCAGAAUCUGGAGAGCUGUGUUGAGUCCUGGCUCCGCCAAGAACUAACUCUGUGACUUUGGUAAGUCACAGAGUCCCUCCCUCUCCUGGAGCCUCGGUGUGCUAGAAGGAGUUGGACUAGAUGGUCUCUAACCCCUCCUAUUUGCUUCUUCCUUGAUUGCACUAGGGCAGAGAUUCAACCAGGGGCAGAUGGUACUUUACAGUAAAGAAAUGCAGGCUUUUAGUGAAGAUGGGUCUCUCUCUCUUGGGUCAGCUGAAGCUCCCCUUUCAGUUCACAUAAGUACAGGGCACAUAAAAGUAGUUAGACACUGGCCCUUGAGCAGAGCAGAGAUCUGAGCAUAGCACUGGGACAUGAUGCCUAAGAUCAGGGUUGGGGCACACUAAUGGAAGAGGAUGCCUGCCAAGGGCGUCAAGCAGUUUCUGCUCACCGUCCCGUAUAUGAAAGGCUACAAGUUCUGAAAUUGACCAACCCUGCAGACAACCUCUAUCUGGAAGACUCAUUCGGUGCUGUGUAUUAUUUAUGAAGGAGACUCCAAGGUCUCUCCAGGAAAACUAGUCAACCUUGGUCUCUUUCUCAUCAAAUUGAGGAGUAACCCAGAGGGAGCAGCUGCCAUUGGCAACCAUCUCAUUGUAGCUCUGUCCUAGUAUUUGAUCUCGGUCAUGUUUACAUGUGAUUGCCAUAAAAGCUUACUGUAGACUGUGUUGGUAGCCACCCACACAAGGCAGGUUGUACUGUCCAUCUCUGUGCUGUGCUGGUGUUUUCCAAAUAUGUCCGAUCCAACGGCUAAGUGGAAUUCUUCCAUCUCCUUCCUCAGUCGGUAUAAGGCUGAAUCAGAACCCUCACUCUUGGGGGCUCUGGUUACCGAAGGAAAAUGCAUCAAAGACGUAAAGAAUAUGAGUGGAUGGAGUGCAGCUAAGGCCCCCACCUCCUUACCCACACCACACCUUGCCCCCUAACCGGAACACCGCUUUGAGACACUAUGCACCAGUCAAAUGUCUGCAUCUGCUGUGAGCUCUCACAGCCUUGCAUGGUGAAUGUGCCCAGGAGAGAGGGCUCUGGGGGCUCUUGGGGCAGGAGGAGGAGGGGAGGAAUGCUCUGAGCUGCAAAGACUCGGUACCAGGUCCUGAUGUGGGAAGAGAUGCAAUAAGAAGUCUUUCUUGCGUAAAACUUGUGAUCGUGGCUGUUUGCAGAGCGGUUUCUUCUAGGUGUAUGCAGUGUGCAUGCUGAGGGGUAGGGAAGGCAUGGCAGUGCGGCCCUUCCACGUGGGCUGGUUGGAACCCCAUCCCAGGCCUCAGACUGAGUUGAAAUCACUGCAGCUUGAGAGAUGAGGCAUCCCAACUGUGAAGCAGAAUCAACCCUAAGGGACUUGUUGGUAUGACUCACUGAUGUCAAAACUUCAGUAUUUUCUUAGCAUUUGAGACUUAGCAGUUGUCCUCAGAUAUGACCAACCAAGGAAAUUGGAUGUGCAGUAGCAAAUAAAGUGAACCUAAUGGUUUCAAUGGCCAAAGAAGAGGGAUCCUUCCCAUUGGGGCAGAAAGAAACCGGUUAGUGCUUACAUGCAGUGUGUUCAAGUUGGUCCUCAAGUCCCCGAGACAUUUGCACACAUAGAGUGGCUCCAGGGCUGUUCGCUGAGCUCACAGUUACAGGUAAAUGGAGGGAGAGCUCAGGAGCUGAGAGACCCUUGUGCAUAGAGAUGCGCUUGGCCCAAAACAGAUGUGGGGUGGGGCACCCCGGGAGCCGGCUGCUGAACGUCCAGGCAGUAGGCAGCGGCAGACUUUGCACUGAACCAAUAAAAGCACUUUGAGAAAACCACAACACUUCAGCCUGGCUCCGUGUUUCUGUGCUGGCAAAUAUGGGUCUCCUUGGGCUGUGUGACAUGCUGUCCUGGGAAUCAGGAUGGGAGUUGGGAAAGGGGCUGGUGGGAGGGAGGAGAGAGCAGCAGGAGAGCCCAUCCUAGGGCCAGCCCCUUGCUGGCCUGUUCAUUGGAGGCCCUAGAACCAGAACGGUGCUUUUAGAUCUUGGUACCUAUUAAAAAAAAAAAAAAAAAAGAAAAGAAAACAGCACAGCCAGUUGAAAUGGGUUUGCAGAGCAAGUCAUUCAUCUAUAAGCCAUUUCAAAGUGAGAAACUCAGAGUUUCUUACUUGCGAUGUGAUCUUGGGCCUCUGUUUCCUCAUCUAGCAGAUGGGAAUAUUGGAUGGGAUGCAACUAAAGUCCCUUUCACCUCUGAUAGGUUCAGAUUCUCAUCCUGGAGUAUCGGGAGUCCAUCACUAACCUGUGAGUCCAGUUCCGUUCUCUGGCUGCGCCCAGUUCAUAGGCAGAGAGUGCUCUGCAGCACAGCCAACUGGCAGGAGAUUCACACCCACGUGGUCCUGGCCGCGUCACCUUAUACGAGGUUAGCUCCCCAGGACAAAUCUAAGCCAUAGUUUGCGGCGGGGAUGGUGAGCUGUUCAGCCCCCGCUUGGCUGGGGGGCGAUGUCAGAUCUCACUUUAGCCUUGCGAUGGUCCCCACCGAACAGCUUUCAAUUCCAAUGUUGUGACCACUUGGCUGUUUCUCUCUUGCUCUCAGACAAUACUAGCAAUACACUUGUUUUUUCAAAAUAGCUUAACUUAAGCACUUUUCACACGUUUCUUUCAAAUGAUUGUAAAACAUAUGGGGCAACAGGAGGCGUGGAUCACACUGCAUAUGUUUAGGGCAGCUUUUGUUUUUGUUUUAAUGGUACAGCAGUGGUGAUUGAGGCUUGGAGAUUCGGGGGACGGGGAGGGGGUAGAUUUUCAGAUACUCUGUUUAAUCAGAAUGCCUCGCACGUGCGGAAGCAGCUUCAACUGCCCAAACUGGGGACUCGGAAAAUAGGGUUUUGUAGCUGCUCAGUCCCUGGGCUGUGCAAGCCCUCAGAGGUGUUUAUGUAGCCAGAACUGUAUGUUUUGUCCAAGGAUCCUCCAAGGAAGCCAAUAAAGCCUCCCUUUUCACUUUGCCAGCCUUGCUCGUGGGUGACACUUUGAAGGGAUUGGUCAGCUUCCACCUCAGCAUUUUGCCUUAUCAAUGUCUCGUCGCCAUCUAGUGGCCAAAGACUGUAUCCACCAGCUACCCAGAUGGAAGGCAAAUAAAUCCUUUCCACCACUUUGCUGUCUAACACCAACUUUGGGAAUGAAAUGCAAGGGCAUGAGCAAACUGUCUAUGUGUUUAGAGCCCCAUGGAACACCAGUCAGAGGCCCCAGAAGCAGCUGCUUAGUAGGCCCUUGUGCAGACUGAGAAGUACACUGGCUCCCCGUGGGCAGCGGAGACAGGAGUGGACCUGUGCCCGGGUGCCCGGGAGGGGUUUACUGUAACUGCAAUACUGGCAGCCCAGCUGCCGACCCUGUUAAGUGAACCUCUGCUAGGAGGCCCCCCACUGGACCCUCGGGACAAGCAAAGGGGUUGGGUAUGAGGGUUCUGUGGUCGGGGGACCUGGCCAUGGCCUUUGAUAUGGUCCACCAAAUAGCCAAACAGGUUUUUUCUUCGUUUGUUUUUGUAUUUUGUAUUUAAAAAUCUUGUCAAGUGUUUUUAUGUUAGGAAUAAAAAGUCAUAAACUACUCCCAACUUUGUUUCUUGAGGGAUGUUCUGAUUCCCAUGGAAACAGGUUGGAAAUCUCAAGGGGUGUGCGGUCAGGGUGGUCAGUGGACCAGGGAAGUGGACCACUUGAAUUUCCAGAUGGUUUCUGGGGAAGAUGACCGUCCGGAAGUCCGGCUCUGUGCAGUCUGCUCCGGAAAUUCACACCCACCCCCUUCACCUCCUGUGCCGCGGUAUUAGCAUUGGCUUGGAGCACCUGCUUCUUCCUGAGGCAGCUGCUAAUGUUGAAACCAACGCAAGAUUCCUCUCCCCGACCCCAGGUUUCUAAAGAAACAGUGUCUGUAGCUAGCCUUAAUUGACUGGGCAAGGUGGUCCCUAUGGUCCCUUCCAGCAUUUCCAAAUCUUGGACUCAAAUCCUUUUCUCUUGGUGUGACCAUGCAGCCUAGAGAAUCCUGAGCAAUAGGAAGCCAGGGCUUUCCCCGGCUCUGUGACAGGGUCAAACCAGGGAAUGGCUAACCUUGUGAGGUUUGGGCAUCCCCAGGGGUACUACCGUAGGGGGCAUUAUUAGGAAGCUCAACAAGGUAACUACAGCCUGGGGUGCGUGAGUGCAAGGCUGUGUGUGUGUGUAUGUGUGUGUGUGUGUGUCUCUGCACGUGUGCACGCCUGUGUUUGUGUGUAUGUGUGGAUUUACAUUGAUGCAUUUCUUGAGAAAGGUGCAAGAAUUUCACCUACACAGAGGGACACAUCUGCUUUGUUAUUUAUAAUAGAAAGCUAAAUUUUAAUUUUUUAAAGGACACUGCUAAUGAUGAGAAUCGAGUUUUUAGUUUUGCUAUUUUUUUUAAUUGGUAGAGGAUUUUUAUAUAUUUUUUCCAUUUUGUUGGGUUGUGUCCUUAUUUAUAUAAAUACUUUAUCUGUGAGAGGCAAGGAAGAAAACUUCUUUGCUUUUAAUUAUUGUGGUUGUCAUUGUCCCUAUUUUAUUUCUGGUGUGAUUUAUCUGUCUUACCUUCUAAAUGAGAAAAUGUUUUCCUGUAUUUGUACAUUGUCAGAUUCUAUAGUUUCAUAGAUAAUUUAACCAAAUUGCUCUAUGUAUUAUUAUUCCAUGAGUAUAAAGUUCUAUUUUAACGUCUGUAAAUACUUCAGAACUGGCUUCUUUUCUCAGACUCCCACUGUGGAGUUAUUGUUUACAUCACAAAAACUGUAGAAUCUCUAUGCUCAUGUACUGUAAAUAGUGAAGUGAUCUGCUUAUAAAUAAACUUAACAAAUACACUAUGGAGAUUAAAAAGGAAGUAACCACACACA
Camelus dromedarius (Arabian camel) is the source of this 10612-nucleotide messenger RNA. RefSeq names its product PPARG coactivator 1 beta (gene PPARGC1B). The coding region runs from base 46 to 3126 and encodes 1026 amino acids. Lineage: Eukaryota; Metazoa; Chordata; Mammalia; Artiodactyla; Camelidae. The transcript has 12 exons. Gene Ontology annotation, biological process: positive regulation of transcription by RNA polymerase II. The record is from RefSeq and is a predicted model, not a curated record. Gene Ontology annotation, cellular component: nucleus. Gene Ontology annotation, molecular function: RNA binding; transcription factor binding.